Molecule: messenger RNA, 1296 nt
Organism: Lithohypha guttulata
Lineage: Eukaryota; Fungi; Ascomycota; Eurotiomycetes; Chaetothyriales; Trichomeriaceae
Exons: 3
Coding region: 1-1296 (431 amino acids)
Source: RefSeq, a predicted model, not a curated record
AUGGCCGGAAGCACUCAGCAAGUCCAAACCAAGGGAAUUUACCAUGGCCUACCAGUCUACGAUCCGAGUGUCAAGGGACUGACCGCGAUCAUUACUGGCGCCAAUGGCAUAAGCGGGCAUUAUAUGCUGCGGGUGCUAUCCCAAUCUCCUGAACGUUGGUCCAAGAUAUACUGUCUUUCGCGGCGACCACCGUAUAUUCCUGGUGGACUACCAAGCAAUGCAGAGCACAUUGCGGUCGACUUCUUAAAGUCACCUUCGGAGAUAGCUUCUGUGCUGAAAGACAAGGGUGUCAAAGCUGACUACAUCUUCUUCUUUACCUAUUUACAGCCGCCUCCUGCUGAAGGUAAAGGUCUCUGGAGUGAUGCCCAGGAAAUGGUUCGUGUCAAUUCUGCGCUGCUUGACAACUUUCUUGGCGCCUUGAAGGAGGCAGAUAUCACACCUCAAAGGUUUAUGUUGCAGACUGGCGCAAAGAAUUAUGGCGUACAUCAGGGUCCUACUAAGGCACCUCAGGAAGAGAUAGACCCGCGAGUCGAGAUUCCAGGUGAGCCGAACUUUUACUAUCCACAGGAGGACUCUGUUUGGAAAUAUUGUAAGGAAACUGGAGCAAGCUGGAACGUUUGUAUGCCUGGACCAAUUCUUGGAGGUGUGCCUGGUGCAGCAAUGAACUUAGCUUUCCCACUGGCGGUAUAUGCUGCUGUGACCAGGGAGCUAGGUGAAAAGCUAAAGUGGCCGGGCGACGACAAAGCUUACCAGGUCAACUGCAGUAUGAGCAGUGCUAUGAUGAACGCAUAUCUCGAGGAAUGGGCGGUACUAACCGACCAGGCAAAGGAUCAGAAGUUCAAUGCCUUCGAUGGUGGUGCGUUUGCCUGGGAAGGAUUCUGGCCAAGGUUGGCAGGUUGGUAUGGCAUCGAGCCUGAGGGCCCAAAAGACGACGCCGAGUACAGCGCAACUUCCACAGCACAUAAUCCAAGAGGUUAUGGCGGCAAGGGCACGGUAAGACGGACCUUCACGCUCGCUUCCUGGGCCAAGCAAGAGAAGGUCAAGAAAGCUUGGAGUAAACUCGCCGAACAGCAUGAUCUUACCCAGAAGGAGCUCGUCGAUGUCGACAGGAUAUUUGGCUUUGCCGACGGUAGCUUGUGUCGAGCCGGCGCGUUGCUUUUCAGUUCGGAUAAAGCUCGAAAGAUGGGGUGGCAUGGAUUCGUUGAUGUGAAUGAGAGCUUGCUGGCUGUCUUCGAUGACUUGGCGAGGAUUAAGAUGAUUCCGCCAGUACCCAAGGAGAGGCUGCAAUUCAUGUAG